UCGCCUUGUCACUUUGAUCGUUCGCACGGAGGGAACUUUUGGAACCCUGAAGUCAGGCAGUACCUAGGAACCAACAGAGGAAUUAAGCAGAGGCUGCGGGGUCCUUUGCUCGCGCCGAAAUUCAAAGUAAUAAAUAGUUCCGGUGCGGGCGCUGACUGUGGCCCGAGAGUUGUAGCGGCCUUGGCGGAGUUUGGCUCGUAGCGGUUGUGACAGGAGGGUUGGCCUUCGCUCCGCUUUUGUGACCGGAGGAGCUUUGGGGUGCUCCCGAUCCGGGCAGCUUGAGGCAGCGGUGAGGCGGAACUGGUUUGUGACCUGUUUGAUUUCUAGCAGAAGUUAAUGGGCCCACUACAGUAUCGAAAAUGCAUAUUAAGUCAAUUAUUCUUGAGGGAUUCAAGUCCUAUGCUCAGAGAACAGAAGUUAAUGGUUUUGACCCCCUUUUCAAUGCUAUCACUGGUUUAAAUGGUAGUGGAAAAUCCAACAUAUUGGACUCCAUCUGCUUUUUGCUGGGUAUCUCCAACCUGUCUCAGGUUCGGGCUUCUAAUUUACAAGAUUUAGUUUACAAAAAUGGGCAAGCUGGUAUUACCAAAGCCUCAGUGUCAAUCACUUUUGACAAUACUGAUAAAAAGCAAAGUCCUUUAGGAUUUGAGGUUCAUGAUGAAAUUACGGUAACAAGACAGGUGGUUAUUGGUGGCAGAAAUAAAUAUUUAAUCAAUGGAGUAAAUGCAAACAACACCAGAGUACAGGACCUCUUCUGUUCUGUUGGCCUUAAUGUUAAUAACCCUCACUUUCUCAUCAUGCAGGGCCGAAUUACAAAAGUAUUGAAUAUGAAACCUCCAGAGAUAUUAUCCAUGAUAGAAGAAGCAGCUGGAACCAGGAUGUAUGAAUACAAAAAAUCAGCUGCCCAGAAAACUAUAGAAAAAAAGGAGGCUAAGCUGAAAGAAAUUAAGACGAUACUUGAAGAAGAGAUUACUCCAACUAUUCAAAAAUUAAAAGAGGAAAGAUCUUCCUAUUUGGAGUACCAAAAAGUAAUGAGAGAAAUAGAACAUUUGACUCGAUUAUAUAUUGCUUAUCAAUUUUUGCUGGCCGAAGAUACCAAAGCACGCUCAGCUGAGGAGUUAAAAGAAAUGCAAGAUAAAGUUGUAAAGCUUCAAGAAGAAUUGUCUGAGAAUGAUAAAAAAAUAAAAGCACUUACUCAUGAAAUAGAAGAAUUAGAAAAAAGUAAAGAUAAGGAAAUUGGAGGUAUACUUCGAUCUUUAGAGGAUGCUCUCACAGAGGCUCAGCGAGUUAAUACUAAAUCUCAAAGUGCAUUUGAUCUCAAGAAGCAAAAUCUCACAAGUGAAGAGAAUAAGCGCAUGGAGCUGGAAAAAAAUAUGGCUGAGGACUCUAAAACUUUAGCAGUGAAAGAAAAAGAGGUGAAAAACAUAACAGAAGGACUGCACGCCCUUCAAGAAGCUGGUAGUAAAGAUGCCGAGGCUCUGGCUGCUGCCCAGCAGCACUUCAAUGCUGUGUCUGCUGGGCUGUCCAGCAAUGAAGAUGGAGCAGAAGCCACGCUAGCUGGUCAGAUGAUGGCCUGUAAAAAUGAUAUAAGCAAAGCUCAGACAGAAGCCAAACAGGCUCAGAUGAAGUUGAAACAUGCCCAGCAGGAAUUAAAGAAUAAGCAAGCUGAAGUUAAGAAGAUGGAUGGUGGCUACGAAAAGGAUCAAGAAGCUUUAGAAGCUGUGAAGAGACUUAAAGAAAAACUUGAAGCUGAAAUAAAAAAGCUAAAUUAUGAAGAAAAUAAAGAAGAGAGACUUUUGGAAGAGCGCAAGCAGCUGUCUCGUGGUAUCGGUAGAUUGAAAGAAACAUAUGAAGCUCUCCUGGCCAAAUUUCCCAAUCUUCAAUUUGCAUACAAAGAUCCAGAGAAGAACUGGAAUAGAAAUUCUGUGAAAGGACUAGUAGCUUCUCUGAUUAGCGUGAAGGAUACAUCUGCAACCACAGCUUUAGAAUUGGUAGCUGGGGAACGACUCUACAACGUUGUAGUAGACACAGAGGUUACUGGUAAAAAGCUACUGGAAAAGGGGGAAUUAAAACGUCGAUUCACUAUAAUUCCACUCAAUAAAAUUUCAGCCAGAUGUAUUGCUCCAGAAACGCUGAAGGUUGCCCAGAAUCUUGUUGGCCCUAACAAUGUUCAUGUGGCUCUUUCCCUGGUGGAAUAUAAACCAGAACUUCAGAAAGCAAUGGAAUUUGUCUUUGGAACAACAUUUGUCUGUGACAAUAUGGAUAAUGCCAAAAAAGUGGCCUUUGAUAAAAGGAUAAUGACUAGAACUGUAACUCUAGGAGGGGAUGUGUUUGAUCCUCAUGGGACAUUGAGUGGAGGUGCUCGAUCCCAGGCGGCUUCUAUUUUAACUAAAUUUCAAGAACUCAAAGCUGUUCAAGAUGAGCUAAGAAUCAAAGAGAAUGAUCUACAGGCUUUAGAGGAGGAAUUAGCAGGUCUUAAAAACACUGCCGAAAAGUAUCGCAAACUAAAACAACAGUGGGAGAUGAAAACUGAGGAGGCAGAUUUGUUACAAACCAAGCUCCAACAAAGCUCAUAUCAUAAGCAACAAGAAGAAUUAGAUGCCCUUAAAAAAACCAUUGAGGAAAGCGAGGAGACUUUAAAAAAUACUAAGGAAAUUCAAAAAAAAGCAGAAGAAAAAUAUGAAGUAUUGGAGAAUAAAAUGAAAAAUGCAGAAGCUGAAAGAGAGAGAGAGCUGAAAGAUGCUCAGAAAAAACUGGAUUGUGCCAAAACAAAGGCAGAUGCAUCUAGUAAGAAAAUGAAAGAAAAACAACAGGAAGUCGAAGCUAUCACACUGGAGCUUGAAGAGCUCAAGAGAGAGCAUGCAUCCAAUAAACAACAGCUUGAAGCUGUAAAUGAAGCUAUCAAAUCCUAUGAAGGUCAGAUUGAAGUGAUGGCAGCUGAAGUGGCUAAAAAUAAGGAGUUAGUAAGUAAAGCUCAAGAAGAGGUGACCAAGCAAAAAGAAGUGAUAACAGCCCAAGACAGUGUAAUUAAAGCUAAAUAUGCAGAAGUGGCAAAGCACAAGGAGCAGAACAAUGAAUCUCAGCUUAAAAUUAAGGAAUUAGACCACAACAUCAGCAAACACAGACGGGAAGCUGAAGAUGGCGCUGCAAAGGUGUCCAAAAUGUUGAAAGAUUAUGACUGGAUUAAUGCAGAGAGACACCUCUUUGGCCAACCCAAUACUGCCUAUGAUUUCAAAACUAACAACCCAAAAGAAGCUGGUCAGAGACUUCAGAAGUUGCAGGAAAUGAAGGAGAAGUUGGGAAGAAAUGUCAAUAUGAGAGCUAUGAAUGUACUGACAGAAGCUGAAGAGCGAUACAAUGACUUGAUGAAGAAAAAGAGAAUUGUUGAAAAUGACAAAGCUAAAAUUCUUACAACUAUAGAGGACCUUGACCAGAAGAAAAACCAAGCCCUAAAUAUUGCCUGGCAAAAGGUGAACAAGGACUUUGGGUCUAUUUUUUCUACUCUUUUACCUGGUGCUAAUGCCAUGCUUGCACCACCAGAAGGGCAAACUGUGUUGGAUGGUCUGGAGUUUAGGGUUGCCUUAGGAAAUACCUGGAAAGAAAACCUAACUGAACUUAGUGGUGGUCAGAGGUCUUUAGUGGCUUUGUCAUUAAUACUGUCCAUGCUCCUCUUCAAACCUGCUCCUAUUUAUAUCCUUGAUGAGGUAGAUGCAGCCUUGGAUCUUUCUCACACCCAGAAUAUUGGACAGAUGCUGCGUACUCAUUUUACACAUUCUCAGUUCAUUGUGGUGUCGCUAAAAGAAGGUAUGUUUAACAAUGCAAACGUUCUUUUCAAAACCAAGUUUGUGGAUGGUGUUUCUACAGUAGCCAGAUUUACACAAUGUCAAAAUGGAAAGAUUCCAAAGGAAACAAAAUCCAAGGCAAAAGGACCCCAAGGAGCAUAUUUGGAAGCUUAAACUGCAAGUUUUUCUCCUUCACCUUGGCCUGUUUUUUAAACAGAUACUUUGAAGAACUUAGAAUAUCUAAUGUGUUUAUGUAAAAAAAAAAAAUUAAUGUUAUUUUGUUACUUAACCCAUGUUUUCUCUUCCUUUAUGUAAUCACUUAUUAAUGGACAUCAGUUCCUCAUCUCUUAAUUAAUGUAACUAUGGUCCAGUUACUGUGGUUGUGAUUUUACGCAUGUGAUCAUUUCUCUUAUGCAUGUCUUUUAUAAAUUAGGGAUCCUGAGAUACCUGGUUGGUAAAUUCUGUAUGUAAAAGCAAAUAUACAAAGAAACAGAUGAAAUUAAAUUAUAGGAUAAGUAUAGCUGA
Otolemur garnettii (small-eared galago) is the source of this 4304-nucleotide messenger RNA. RefSeq names its product structural maintenance of chromosomes 2 (gene SMC2). Lineage: Eukaryota; Metazoa; Chordata; Mammalia; Primates; Galagidae. The transcript is spliced from 25 exons. Gene Ontology annotation, molecular function: protein binding; ATP binding; ATP hydrolysis activity. Gene Ontology annotation, biological process: chromosome organization. Gene Ontology annotation, cellular component: chromosome. The coding region runs from base 360 to 3953 and encodes 1197 amino acids. The record is from RefSeq and is a predicted model, not a curated record.